This is a messenger RNA of Ogataea angusta, 2814 nucleotides long. RefSeq lists its product as uncharacterized. Gene Ontology annotation, biological process: intracellular protein transport; autophagy; vesicle-mediated transport. The coding region runs from base 1 to 2814 and encodes 937 amino acids. The transcript has a single exon. NCBI's taxonomy places the organism in Eukaryota, Fungi, Ascomycota, Pichiomycetes, Pichiales, Pichiaceae. Gene Ontology annotation, cellular component: fungal-type vacuole membrane; cytoplasm. The record is from RefSeq and is a predicted model, not a curated record. Gene Ontology annotation, molecular function: protein binding.
AUGGUGUUGGUGGUAUCGCCGUAUUCGUAUUUUGAAUUCGGGUCCCACAACAUAUCCACUUUUGAGGUGUUUGGUAAUCUCGUGUAUGUGGGGCUGUACGAUGGAUCUCUGGACGUUUGUCAGCUUCCUACUGGCGGAGAAACACAGAUGACCCAAUUUGAUGAAUCGAAACUGGUAUUGGAGGACCUCAACGUGGUUGCAAGAACGAAACUAUCAUGUCGAGCGAUGCAAUUGGAACUGAUACCAAACCUGGGAUACCUGGUUGCACUACUGGAAAACCAGACCGUGGAAAUCUAUAGUCUGAACGAUUAUCAAUUCAUAGACAAGUUUGAUGAGGCACGCUUCAAUUUGAUCAAAACCUGGUAUGAGGACGACAAAGAACUCCAGCUGGACCAGAUCAAUGAAGAAGAUAAUGACUACAUCACAGUUGACGACAACGACUCCAUCUCGCUCGCCACCACUGCCUUGGAAACUAUCCGUACCAAGAAGUUUGUCACAUCAGUGACAGGCAACAGCUACUUGUGUCUGAUAUCCAAACGAAAUAUUGCAGUGAUGAAGUGGCACGACAACCAAUACGAACGCAAAUACGAAUACAAGUUGAAUGACAAGAUCCAGGUAGUUGAGUUCCUCAAUUCCGAUGGUUUGAUCGUUGCACUGAAGAACGGUGACAUUCUGAAGAUCGAUCUCGCGCACGAUUCUGUGUCCACUAUUCAAAUUCAGUUCCUGAACCAACCCACUGGUUUCAGCAAGUCAUUUUUCUUUAGUCCGUCAGACUCUCUAUUGGAAAUUUUCAAGGCAAACAACGACCAGCAGCUCAUCAUCAUGAAAGACUACAACCUGAUUAAACUCAACAGCGAUCUAGAACUUGUGGUGUACAGACGACAUACUCAUUCCAUAGACUUCAAAAACCCUGUUUUGGUGCCAAGUCACAACCAAUCUGGGAAAAAGCUGAGAUUCCUCAAAUAUUGGUUUCCCUACGUGGUUUUGGUCUACAUCAACUCACUGGAAAUUCGAAACCUUGAGAACGGCUCUGUUGUGCAGCAGUUGCAAGGCACGUCCACAUUCAGUGGCAUCACGUCCAUUAAAUUCACCCCCAAGUUUAUGUUUCUAGUUUGCAACUCGACAGUGUACAAACUUGUGAAGACGACAUACGACUCCCAGCUGGCCGAGUUUGAGAAAUCAAAGGACUACAACAAUGCCAUAAAUCUAAUUGAAAAGCUUAACCCGCUGGCAUUUGAAGACAUAUCUGAAGACCACUCUUCGCGACAGAUCAAAUUUACAAGACUUCGUCAAUUUGAGCUUCUAAAGGGCCUGGAGUACUUGAAGUCCGAAAAUUAUGAGACAGGUAUCAAGCUAUUUGUCGAGUUUCUAGCCCCACCAGAGCUCCUACUUGAUAAUCUUCCAGAGUCAGUAAAGACUUUGCUGUCUGGAAAUUCAAGUCUCAAACAUGCUGCUAGCAAGGAGUCACUGAAGAGCGAUAAAGAGCCAGAAACUAAAACCAACCAGGACAUCAAGAUUAUCAACCAGGUCAUCAGCUUUUUAACAGAUGCCCGGAGGAAACUCACUCGGCUUCUGGAUCCGGAUUCGCCCAGAUUCCUGUGGCAUGGCUUUCUCAUCUCCCGUGAGCUUUAUGGGUCCAAAGAUAUCUCCAAAUUAGAACAGAAACUGCAAACAGUGGACGAUUGUCUUUUUCAGUGCUAUUUGAUUACAAAUCCCCGCAUGGUGGGGCCACUGCUCCGGAUAUCCAAUUACUGCUCCUUUGACAGAAUAGAGAAAAAUUGUCUCGAGCUCAAGCUGUACACAGAGCUCAUAGAUUUUUAUUACUGUCGGUCACGACACGACAAGGCUCUGGAAUUGUUGGAAAAGCUGUGUAUUUCGGAGCACGUCUUCGAACCUGAAUUCAUGGUCAAAUACAUACAGAAACUCGGACAACCACAGCUGGAUCUUAUUUUCAAGUACUCAGAGAAACUGAUUGCACUAGACCAGACCAAUGUGGAGAGUAUAUUUAUGGAUGACUCAAUCGAGUGCGAGUCUCUGAACAAACAGCAAGUACUGGAUUUCCUCAACAAAUGGCCCUCGUUGCAAGUGCGUUACCUGCGAUACCUAAUAUUUGACCUCGGCGAGACCAACAUCAAGUUUCCAAAUAAACUCAUCGAGCUGUACCUACAGGACCCUGCAAAGAACCAGGCUCACAUCAACCAGAUAUACUCACUCAAUAACUACAACCCGUCCUUCGUGCUCAAGAAACUCAAUUCGCUCAAACAGUCGCCAGUGGUUCUGGAGCUCAUGAUUCUUCCUCUGGGGAAACUCAAUAAACACAAGGAAGUGCUGGAAAUCCUUGUGCACAGGCUCAAUGAUAUAGAAAAAGCGCUGAACUAUUGCAGAGCAGUCCACUCGUCGUCACAAGAGACCGGAAUUAAACUAACGUACAUGCUACUCGACAUGCUUCUAUCCUCAAAUGACUACGACUCAGUCUUUCAAAUAUUGGACUCAGGCAUUACUUAUCUAGACCCAGUCGAAGUAUUAGAGAAGCUGCCUCGAUCGCUUCAGCUCGGCAGGUUGGAGGGCUACUUGGAGUCCAACAUCAGAAAUAUAAUGUCAGACCUCCGCUCGGAUAUCAUAAAAAGUGAGCUUCUCAAAGUGCAGCUCAUCAACCUCAAGUACGAAAAACUGCUCUCAGACACGGCUCAUGUGCGCAUUGACGCCAGCUCCAAAUGUGUGGUGUGCGACAAGAAUUUUGCUGCCUCUUCAAUCCUCAGCUUCUUUCCAGACGGAUCGGUGGUGCAUUAUAGCUGUAGUAAGUAUAGAAAUUAA